Magnolia sinica is the source of this 1267-nucleotide messenger RNA. RefSeq names its product agamous-like MADS-box protein MADS2. The transcript has 8 exons. Gene Ontology annotation, cellular component: nucleus. NCBI's taxonomy places the organism in Eukaryota, Viridiplantae, Streptophyta, Magnoliopsida, Magnoliales, Magnoliaceae. Gene Ontology annotation, biological process: positive regulation of transcription by RNA polymerase II. The record is from RefSeq and is a predicted model, not a curated record. The coding region runs from base 208 to 939 and encodes 243 amino acids. Gene Ontology annotation, molecular function: DNA-binding transcription factor activity, RNA polymerase II-specific; RNA polymerase II cis-regulatory region sequence-specific DNA binding; protein dimerization activity.
UCUCUCUCUUCCUGUCUCUCUCAGUCGAUUUCUACUUUUUAUCAAUUCGCCCAAAUCAUAUUUUGAUGCCAAACAAGCCCAAUCCAUAAAAAUCCCAUUAAAUAAGGGUUUCUUCCGAAAUAUAUUAGAAAACAUAAUCUCAGAAGCUGCAGUAGCUCUUCUGAGAGAGAGAGAGAGAGAGAGAGAGAGAGAGAGAGAGAGAGAGAGAUGGGGAGAGGGAAAGUAGAACUGAAGAGGAUAGAGAACAAAAUAAAUAGGCAGGUGACGUUUGCGAAAAGGAGGAAUGGAUUACUGAAGAAGGCGUACGAGCUUUCCAUCCUCUGCGAUGCUGAAGUUGCACUCAUCAUCUUCUCUAAUAGGGGCAAGCUCUAUGAGUUCUGCAGCAGCUCUAGCAUGCUCAACACGCUCGAGAAGUACCAAAGAUGUAGUUACAAUGCAGUUGAAGCUAGUGCUUCCGCAGGGAAUACACAGGUAAACAGCUAUCAGGAUUAUCUAAGAUUGAAAGCCAGAGCCGAGGUUCUUCAACGUUCCCAGAGGAACCUUCUUGGCGAGGAUCUGGACCCACUAAGUACCAGAGAGCUUGACCAACUUGAGAAUCAAUUGGAGAUGUCCUUAAAGCGAAUCAGAUCCAAAAAGGCUCAGUUAAUGUUCGAUGAACUUUCCGAUCUUAGAAGAAAGGAACAAACGUUGCUAGAAGCCAAUGAAACCUUGAGAAGGAAGUUGGAAGAGAUUAAUGCAGAAAAUCCUCUUCAACUGUCAUGGAAGACUGGCACAGAAAAUGUGCCAUAUAAUCACCAACCUCCUCAUUCAGAGGGAUUCUUCCAAUUCUUGGACUGCGACCCGACCCUGCAGAUGGGAUAUCAUCCAGUCUCUGCAGAUCAAAUUAACAUUCCAACCCCAUUGCAUGAUGCCAAUGGUUACAUUCCUGGGUGGAUAUAAGUUUUGAACUACUAAGGAGUCUCAUUGCUUAUAGUUCUACCCAUCAGAUGCUUUUUUUUUUAAAUCUUGCUUAUCAUUUCCUAAUUUUGCAUAAUGUAUCUAUUGAUGAAAAAUAUAAAACAAUAAUAAGUGUUGUUAUUGGUAUUUGUAUUUAGUAAAUACAUUGAUUGGUAUUGACUUCUAAUAGGAAGAAAGAACUUGUGAUCAAUGUAAUCAUAAUAUUUUGGUUAUCGACUUAAGUAUGUACCAACUUUGACUAAUCCUCAGACGUAUGUGUGAAUAUAUAGGGAGUUUAAGUUCUUAAUGCAAUAUCAUUUGGUUCCCUUCA